AUGCACUCGGGCCCAAUAUGGGAAUGGAGGGACAGAGCCAAGUUCUCACAUCUCGUCCUAAAAGUGCUAGCACCCGCUCCUAUUGCUAUCCACAACAUUGAAGCUCGAGCGUUGGAAUUCUUUUUCAUCAAGACCGCGCCCCAACUAGCAGGGUACUUUGAAGCUGGAUUCUUCCAAGGAAGCGUACUGCGACUCAGCCUAACGGAACCUAUUAUUCGGCAGGUCAUCAGUGCCAUUGGACUUGCCCACGGAAACGCAGCUGUAGGCAACGGAACUCUUGAUUCCGAUGCCUUGGAGCCAUAUCGGCAUAUUGAACUUUAUAAUAGAUCUAUCCGUGCGGCGAUCGAGAAGGUCUCCGCAGAGCCAAAUGCUUCGCCUGACACAAUGUGUCUGAUUGCCACGGCGAACAUUCUAUUUACCUGUUUCGAAGUGAUGCAGGGGAAUAUUCCCGCCGCGGCAGCUCACGUUCAAAGUGGCCAGCGCCUGUUUCAGCAAUGGCGCGAUAUAAAUGGAGGCCCGACAGGACCAUGGGGCCGCGACAAAUAUCGGUCUCCCGAGGCCAAGUUCAUGGAGACUGAGAUCGCACCAUUGCUUGCAUUGUUCAAUACUAACUCAGUCGAGUGUGGCGGUGGGGGACGCACUAAACUCCUUCUCAACUCGGUGGAUGAGCAAUCGGGGCUCUUCGUUACGGACGGGUUUGAAACACUCGGAGAGGCACGUAUUGGGCUUAUUGACAUGGUAACAUGUGCAGUUCAUCUAUCUCAUCAGGUAGAUUAUGAAAAUGGAGAGACUGCAAGUACGCAAAACACCGUCUCUGCGCUAUCCCAACGCGUUAAACGGCUGUUGAAUUUGUGGAACAAGAAUUUCGAGAGCCUCUUGAGCCGACAAAACGUCAGUCGGAGCAAGCGAAAGCAAAAGAUGAUCGAUGUUAUCCGGAUAAUAAAGUAUAGUACUGAAUUUGGCAUAAGAUCGUUUACGGCGAAGAGUGAGUGUGAGUGGGAUCUUCAUCGUGAAGAGUAUGCGGAAGGGAUACGAGUGAUCGACGCCAUCGUUUCUGAUCAAGACCGGUUUCCGGACAUCAUUUCGCGAACAAUGAACCUGGAUGCCGGUAUGAUAUUCCCACUUCACACUCUUGCAUGGAAAUGUCGGUGGCCGAAGUUACGUCGCCAAGGCCUCGCAUUACUACAGCGGAUACCGAGGCGUGAGUGGCUUUACGAGUCUUUGCAUUAUCAUGCUAUAUUUUCUCGCAUCAUGGCAAUCGAGGAAUCUGGAUUGCGGCUGGUAUUAGGAAUGGAGCCGGAGGAGAGCUGGCUACCACCCGAACAUGUUCGUAUCAUUGAUUGGACCGUCACGGCAACCAAGCCUUUUACACCAGGAGUCCAUCCUGAAUACGAGAUCACCUUUUUUAGCAAGCCCCAGGGGGUUGAUGGUCCUGUCAAUCGAUAUACUGAGACCAUGCAGUUCGAAUUUACCCAAAAUUUCGAAUCUGCUGUUCCGGUCAAUAUGAUUUCUAGCCCUGAAUGGCAAGCUAGACUGUAA
Molecule: messenger RNA, 1539 nt
Organism: Penicillium manginii
Lineage: Eukaryota; Fungi; Ascomycota; Eurotiomycetes; Eurotiales; Aspergillaceae
Exons: 3
Coding region: 1-1539 (512 amino acids)
Source: RefSeq, a predicted model, not a curated record